AUGGCUGCUUUUGGACACACAUUCCCCUCCUACGCUGGCCCCAAGUCGAACUUCCCAGUGGUCACCACCUUGGCCGUCAUCAUCGCCAUCUUUCUGACUUCACUGGUCACCUUCAUCAUCAUCCUGCCAGGCAUUCGGGGCAAAAUGAGGCUGUUCUGGAUCCUGUGAGUGGUGACCAGCUUAUUCAUUGGAGCUGUGAUCCUGGCUGUGAAUUUCAGCUCUGGGUGGUCUGUGGGCCAGGUCAGCACCAACACAUCAAACAAGGCCUUCAGUUCCGAAUGGAUCAGCACCGCUGUUGGGCUGCAGGUUGGGCUGGGAGGAGUCAACAUCACGCUCACAGGGGCCCCAGUGCAGCAGCUGAACGAGACCGGCGAUUACAACAAGGAGUUCACCUGGCGCCUGGGGGAGAACCACGCCGAGGAGUAUGCAAAGGCACUGGAGAAGGGGCUGCCAGACCCCGUGCUCUACCUGGCCGAGAAGUUCACCCUACACGGCCCACGUGGCCUGCAUGGCCAGUACCGCCUGGCGGGACACUACACCUCGGGCACACUGUGGUGA
This is a messenger RNA of Balaenoptera ricei (Rice's whale), 558 nucleotides long. RefSeq names its product dual oxidase maturation factor 1 (gene DUOXA1). Gene Ontology annotation, cellular component: endoplasmic reticulum membrane. The record is from RefSeq and is a predicted model, not a curated record. The transcript is spliced from 4 exons. NCBI's taxonomy places the organism in Eukaryota, Metazoa, Chordata, Mammalia, Artiodactyla, Balaenopteridae. Gene Ontology annotation, biological process: protein transport.